CAUCUCUCAGGGAAGUAUCAUGCAGUCAGACACUCAACAGCGCCCAAAGAAGAGAUGGAAUACCGGGAUAAUAAGUAUGCCCCUCGUCUUGAAAGAGAGCCAACGGUCCUUUUCCCUUGGACUUUCAACCUUCAGGGUCGCUACCGAGAUGGCUGACUUGACCCUCGAACUCAAUGCUUCCAUGGGCUGCCUCUUCAUAGGUGUCGUCCUCAGUGUCGCAUUCUACGGAACGCUAUGUGCCCAGCUCCUGUACUACUGCUGGAACUACCGAAGCGACGCCCGCACCCUGAAGCUCUGGGUGUUCGCUAUGUGGGCCGUACAUUCUGCAGGUAUGGUAACAGAGAUACAUCAAGUUUGGUUUUACCUUGUCGCACGGCACGGCAACAUAUUCGGCGACUUAGACCUUGAUCCUUUGACCGGCGCUCAACAGCUGUUAUCCCGCAUUGUGGAACUCUCCGUACAAUGGUAUCUCCUUCUCAAGAUAUGGCAGCUCCUAUAUGCUAGACGUCACAAAUUGCUUCAUGCGGUCGUUUGCGGAAUGUUGUUCUUGAUCUGUGUAGGAUCAUCAAUCGCUAUAAUAUAUCGCAUCUUCCCUCAUAAAAGUAUUGACGGAGCGGCCAAACGUGUGCUAGUACCAGCCUACUGGACGCUGGCGUCUGCCUUCGCCAUGGACUCAUACAUAACUUGCGUGCUGUGUUAUAUUCUGCAUCAGCGUAGGAGCGCAUUUCGACGCACCAACGCCAUUUUGGAGAAACUUAUCGUUUACACCAUUAACCGCGGUAUACUACUAUGCUCGUUUCGCAGCCUGCUUUCAUUACUCUGUAUCAUAUUAUUACCGAUAGACGGGCGACGUGGCAGUGACUACAGCGAGAUAGUCUCCGUACCCGAAGCUGCCUUGUACGUCAACUGUUUGAUGGCAGUUCUGAACGUUCGUAAUCAUCUAGGCCAACUAGAGGUAGAGACGGGGCACGGAACGGUUGAUUUUCCUCAGGUCCAUGUGUCCAGUUCAGCGCCGCGAAGUCGAUACGGAGCCUGCUCAACGCACCAGUAGCAACGAAGGCUCUCGUCCGCUACAUCCAUGACACCGGCCUCUUCACAGCCACCGUGUACGGCGACUUGUCGCAGGCUUGGGGAGAGGAAGGAGAAGAAUACUUUGACGAAGAAAAAUCGGACGUGGACAAGAGAAUGACCAGCAGGAACUUAGCUGAGCAGGCGGUAGACGGAUGGGUUUACGGUGACAGUCAGUCAUGGUUUCUCACUUCUUUUGCUUCAUACCCUACUACACAUUACUCCCG
Rhodofomes roseus is the source of this 1295-nucleotide messenger RNA. RefSeq lists its product as uncharacterized. The coding region runs from base 20 to 1051 and encodes 343 amino acids. The record is from RefSeq and is a predicted model, not a curated record. Lineage: Eukaryota; Fungi; Basidiomycota; Agaricomycetes; Polyporales; Fomitopsidaceae. The transcript is spliced from 20 exons.